UGCUCACACCCGGGAUGGGCGGUGCCUCUUUGGCAGCGACUCUAUUCAAUAUGGAGUACAGAAAAUAGCCAGAUUCACACAGCAUUGUAGUGUUCUCAUUCAGAUUUAGGUCACUCCUGACAGUCAGGCUCAACUUAAGAACUCAACCCCAUGAAUACCAGCACAGAGGACUCGCUCAUCAUCCGGUGGACGAUUAGAAUACACCCAGUUAAGGCGAAAAUAACAAGUUGUGCCGACCGGCGGGUUAGCGGUUUAAAGGGAGCACCACUUCAGUCUGCUAACUUGUAACUUAGAAUGCACAAUGCAACGAGUGUCUCAGUCUCUCUGGGGUCCAUGGGACUGUUGCGUCUCUUCGGGGUGUCCUGGCCCUGGAGUGUGGCAGCAGGCCUUGGGGUAUAUCUAGGCACAAGAAGCUGGAAAUUCUUAUACAUUGCAACACGUACUGCCAAGAGAGACCUUAAUGGCCUGUAUGUGCUUUUGAGAGUGAAGCUGGCUUUAUGGCGUUACAUGCACAGUGGAAGCAAUAUUGUUUCCAUCUUCGCCCAGACAGUAAAACGCCACCCAAAUAAACCAGCACUAAUCUAUGAGACAACGGGGGAAACAUGGACCUUCACCCAGCUGGAUGAGCUGUCUAAUGCAGUAGCCCACUGGGCAAGAGGUCAAGGCUUGGUACCUGGGGAUGUGGUGGCCAUCUUCAUGGAAAGCAGACCAUUACAGGUGGCGCUUUGGCUGGGUUUGGCCAAGGUGGGCGUGGAAGCUGCACUCAUCAACUUCAACCUCCGCCAUGAUUCACUCCUGCACUGUAUUGGGGUGUCAGGGUCACGAGCUAUUGUGUUUGGAGCCGAGCUUGCUGAUGCUGUGUUGGAUGUCAGCUCCUCCAUUACCCACUCCAUGGUAUGGUUUUGUACAGGAGACCUCAGUACAGAACGUCUGACUUAUCUGGGUGCUCAACCUCUGGACCCAAUUUUAGCCUCUUCCUCUAAACAUCCACCUUUACCUUGUGUUCCCCCCAAAGGCAUGAAUGACCAUCUGUUUUAUAUUUAUACCUCUGGCACCACUGGACUACCCAAGGCUGCCAUUGUUGUACACAGUCGUUACUACCGAAUCGCUGCUUUUGGGUAUUUUGCCUUUCGCAUGCGCCCUGAUGACAUCAUCUAUGACUGCCUGCCUCUCUAUCACUCAGCAGGUAAUAUCAUGGGAGUUGGUCAGUGUCUGAUCCAUGGCCUCACUGUGGUAGUGAAGAAGAAAUUCUCUGCCAGCCGAUUCUGGGAAGAUUGCAUUAAGUACAACUGCACUGUGGUGCAGUAUAUCGGGGAAAUCUGCCGUUACCUCCUGUCUCAGCCAGUACGGCCAUCAGAAAAGGGCCACAAAGUCCGACUGGCAGUGGGGAAUGGGUUGCGCCCCAGUGUGUGGGAGGCCUUCACAGAGCGUUUUGGGGUUGCACAGAUUGGCGAGUUCUAUGGAGCAACUGAAUGCAACUGUAGCAUUGCCAACAUGGAUGGCAAGGUGGGAGCCUGUGGAUUUAAUAGUCGCAUUCUCCCCAAUAUGUACCCCAUCCGUUUGGUGAAGGUGAAUGAAGACAGCAUGGAGCUGGUUCGAGACAGCCAGGGCCUCUGUGUUUCUUGCUCCCCUGGGGAGCCAGGGCUUCUGGUGGGUCGUAUCAACCAGCAGGACCCAUUACGGCGCUUUGAUGGUUACGCUAACAAGGACGCUACACAGAAGAAGAUUGCUCACAAUGUCUUCAAGAAAAAUGAUUCUGCAUAUAUAUCAGGUGAUGUGCUGGUGAUGGAUGAACUGGGCUAUAUGUACUUCCGAGACCGCAGUGGAGACACAUUUCGCUGGAAAGGAGAAAAUGUCUCCACCACCGAGGUGGAGGGUAUACUGAGCAAUCUUCUGGGUCAGACUGAUGUGGCUGUGUAUGGUGUAGCAGUGCCAGGUGUGGAAGGUAAGGCAGGCAUGGCUGCCAUUGCAGACUCUACAGGGUGUUUCGACUGCAACGAUUUCUUGCAGAAAGUCCAGCGAGGUCUUCCUCCGUAUGCUCGCCCUGUCUUUCUGCGAAUCUCUCCACGAGUAGACACAACAGGUACAUUUAAAAUCCAGAAAACCAGGCUACAGAGGGAGGGAUAUGACCCGCGCCUCACAACUGACCAGAUCUACUUAUUGAACACUAGAGCUGCACGGUAUGAGGCUGUAGAUGAGAGGCUGUACAAUGCUAUAACAGAGGGAAGAAUGCCUCUGUGACAUGGGAGGUCAUAGCAGGGCAGUCAUGGUGCCUCAGUUAUACAAAUGCUGAGAAAAGAUAACACAUGCACAUGUGGUGUCAGGAUCAGUCAUUCUCAGUUUGCCAUCUGCCUUGACUUUAACUGUCCAGGGAACAGAGCCAAGAAGACUACUUAGACAGCUGCAGAUGACAUUUUAACAGUGUAUAAGUAACUCGCCAUAACUUAACAUGAGGGAAGUUAUUCCCUUUAAUAACUUUUUAGUUUUUAAAUGAACACCUCAGAAUGCCUUUGAGCAUCACCUCACAUAGAAUGGGUAACUCCCACAACCCAUUUGACAUAGGAACAUUUUACAGUAAUAUGGUUAGGAGAACAGAGGUCCUAUCAAGUCAAACUGUUUUAAAGGGUGUAUACCAAUUUAUGAAUUAUGCUGCAAGACUAGCUUAAGCUAUACUUCAGUGUGAAGCUAAUGGAGUGGUUGCUGUGUGUAUGGAUGAAACUGCAAAGCCAGAUUUCAACAUGAAUUACUUCAUCAUGUACUUACUAGAUCAAACACUAACUAAAUUCUUUCAAAUGCAAUGGAAAACUAAUCUCACUUACCACAUUUGAGCUUCUGAACAGCACUGUCAUGGGUUUGCAGUAUACACAUGCGUUGUUACUGUAUGUGCCUUAUAUAAAACUCCACAUCUGUGUUUCAUGGAUUUAUACAUUUUUUUGGAAAGGAGCUCAAAAGAAUGUGGAAAUCACUAGUCAUUUGGGGUCAUGCAAAGCUAAGUCACACACAGUGAAUGCCAUUUUUUGUAACAAAGUUUGUGUAGUGUAGAAACAUAGGUGUUAAACAUUGUGAAGCUAUUUACAGACUACAUUUUUGUUUGUUUU
This is a messenger RNA of Monopterus albus (swamp eel), 3098 nucleotides long. It is a transcript of the gene slc27a1a, whose product is annotated as solute carrier family 27 member 1a. The transcript has 14 exons. The record is from RefSeq and is a predicted model, not a curated record. Gene Ontology annotation, biological process: long-chain fatty acid metabolic process; medium-chain fatty acid transport; long-chain fatty acid import into cell. Gene Ontology annotation, cellular component: endoplasmic reticulum membrane; mitochondrial inner membrane; plasma membrane. The coding region runs from base 295 to 2241 and encodes 648 amino acids. Gene Ontology annotation, molecular function: oleoyl-CoA ligase activity; long-chain fatty acid transmembrane transporter activity. NCBI's taxonomy places the organism in Eukaryota, Metazoa, Chordata, Actinopteri, Synbranchiformes, Synbranchidae.